UGGUCCAUUUCCACGUACAAGAUAUGAUAAUUUCGAAAUUCUAUUAUUGUUGCCACUGGAGAUAUUUAUAUCUCGCAUUUUCUGCGAGUUUCGACACCGAUGGACGCAGCACUCGCUCUUUUUAUUCUACUUACUUCAUUCCUUACAGCUCUAGCAGCGGAUCCAUCUCAUCUUGUUUCCAAGCUUCCUGGACAACCUCAAGUUAACUUCAAUCAGUAUGCUGGCCAAGUUACCGUGAAUCCAACCACAGGGAAGACACUUUUCUACUGGUUCUAUGAGGCUGAUCACCAAAACAGUUCGCUACAGCUGCCUCUAGCGAUCUGGAUGAAUGGAGGCCCAGGAUGUUCUUCGGUCGGAGCUGGAGCCUUGGGAGAAUUGGGACCUUUUAGAACAAAUGACGCAGGCUCGGGGCUUGUUCUCAAUCCAUACGCAUGGAAUCAAGUGGUCAAUCUUAUAUUCCUCGAGGCUCCCCACGGCGUUGGAUUCUCGUACUCCAACACAACCUCGGAUUAUAACCAAUACAGUGAUGAUAUCAUGGCAUCGGAUGUUCUUGUGUUCAUCCUGGAGUGGUUGAAACGCUUUCCAGAGUAUUCAAAGAGCGAUUUUUACCUCCUCGGUGAAAGCUACUCUGGGCAUUAUGUUCCGACUUUAGCUGCAAAAAUCCUCGACUACAACAAGAAGAAGGCCGGAGCUUUCAUUAACUUCAAAGGAUUUGCUCUUGGUAAUCCCUGGUCGGACACAUACUCUGACAACAAAGGCGACACCGAUUUCUUCCACAGUCAUUCGCUAGUCUCCGAUGAGAUCUACAACCAAGUCGUCGCCAACUGCGACUUCGCCAAGGAUCUUUCAAGCGAUGCCAAUCCGCUGUGCAGGUUCGCAGUCAGCGCCAUGGUCAACAGCAUCCAGUACGUUGACACCUACAACGUCUACGCCCCUACGUGCAACCAGCAAGAUCCCAACGGGACGAUUUUGAGCCAAACGCUGCGAGAAAAUACUUUCAUGCACACUGAGAUGCUGGCUGCUGCCUACGAUCCAUGCGCUGAUACAGUGUCUCCAUAUCUCAACUCCAAGGACGUCCAAACCGCUUUACACGUAGAAUUCAUGCCUGGGAAGUGGUCAUUUUGCAGUCGAGCAGUGAAUGAAAACUAUCCGAUAAAGGAGAUCACGAAUUCAAUGCUUCCACUGUAUCGCUCGCUACUGAAAGAGGGUCUCAAGAUCUGGAUUUACAGUGGCGAUGUCGAUGGUGUUGUCUCGACGAUCGGGACGAAAGCGUGGAUCAAGAAGCUCAAUCUCACCAUCACGCAGAAGUGGUAUCCUUGGAAGUUCCAAGAUCAGGUCGGCGGCUGGAGUGAGAAAUACGCGGGGCUAACGCUUGCCACAGUGAGAGGCGCUGGACAUAUGGUUCCCUUUGACCAACCCGAGCAAGCGUUGCUUUUGUUCCAACAUUUUGUCGAUGGGAGCUCACUCCCAGGCUUUUAAAUGCCAAGCGAAAUUUUCAACGU
This is a messenger RNA of Selaginella moellendorffii, 1502 nucleotides long. Its product is annotated as putative serine carboxypeptidase-like 23. Gene Ontology annotation, molecular function: serine-type carboxypeptidase activity. The transcript has 9 exons. Gene Ontology annotation, biological process: proteolysis. The record is from RefSeq and is a predicted model, not a curated record. Bases 100 to 1479 code for a protein of 459 amino acids. Lineage: Eukaryota; Viridiplantae; Streptophyta; Lycopodiopsida; Selaginellales; Selaginellaceae.